Truncatella angustata is the source of this 1326-nucleotide messenger RNA. Its product is annotated as eukaryotic porin/Tom40. Gene Ontology annotation, cellular component: mitochondrial outer membrane translocase complex; mitochondrial outer membrane. The record is from RefSeq and is a predicted model, not a curated record. Lineage: Eukaryota; Fungi; Ascomycota; Sordariomycetes; Amphisphaeriales; Sporocadaceae. Gene Ontology annotation, molecular function: transmembrane protein transporter activity. The transcript has 2 exons. Gene Ontology annotation, biological process: protein import into mitochondrial matrix. Bases 65 to 832 code for a protein of 255 amino acids.
GUCUGCCUUGCACUCUGGCGCCACUCAACAUCUCCUUCAUGCAGACCCGGUCGCCCGUUCUAACAUGUGCUUCUUCUUCUCCUCCCAGGUAUUCUUGCAAGGAAGCAUGGACAGCGAUGGUUCGCUCUCGACGAGGUUCAACUACCGAUGGUCCCCUGCCCUCGUCUCCAAGGCCCAGUUCCAGAUUGGUCAACAAGAUAUGGCCCAGGUUGAACACGAGUACACUGGCGCCGAUUUCACCUCAAACCUGACCAUGCUCAACCCCUCAUACAUCGAGGGUGGCUUGACCGGCAUCUUCAUCACAAGACACUUCCAAUCCAUCACAAGAAAGAUUGCUCUGGGUCUCGAGGCCGUCUGGCAGCGUGCCGCUCUCAACCAGCCUCCUGAGGCUGCUGUGUCCUUUGCCGGAAGAUACAAGUCCGACGACUGGGUCGCCACCGCACAGCUACACGCACAGGGUGCCCUGAAUGCUACCUACUGGAGACGUCUCUCGGACAAGGUUCAGGCCGGUGUCGACCUGACUCUCCAGCUUGUCCCUGGCGGUGCCGGCGGAAUGAUGGGAGGCUUCCAGAAGGAGGGUAUCACUACUGUUGGUGCCAAGUACGAUUUCCGCAUGUCUACCUUCCGCGCCCAAGUCGACUCCAAGGGCAAAUUGAGCUGCUUGCUGGAGAAGAGGGUUGCACCUCCUGUCACCAUGUCCUUUGGUGUUGACAUUGACCACCCCACUCAACAAGCCAAGCUUGGACUCGGCAUCACCAUCGAGGCAGGUGGCGAGGAGCUGCAAGAGCAACAGGAGACCAUGGGCGCUACAUCUCCCAACAUUCCCUUCUAAGCAGUGUUGCGGAAUUGGCAGUAAUCGUUGAUCUGUCGCUUCUCGCUUCGGUCGGAUCACCAGCACUGCCAAUGGUUGCUUAUGACGAGCAAUCCUCCCAAAACUUCUCCUCUUCUGUCUUAUUAAAAUCCCCCCCUACUCGACAUAAGAAAAUAGGGGCGGGCUGCAUCACAUUAUGACGAUAGACAUUUCUCUAUACAGCAUUGACGAUGCGCUUGUCCGGCCAGCUUUGUUCCUGGGGGUUUAUGACCAAAUGCCGCCGUGGAAAGAGUGGGGCGCGAACGUGUAUUAUAGAUUGGACGACACCUAGAGGAUUUUGUGUAGCAUCGCGUUCUCGGAUUGGCACAGGGGUUGGAAGUCAUCUGGCGUAUCGUUUUAAUCAUGAUGUUGAGGCAUCUGACGGGACGGAGCGCCUGUGUAAUCUACUUGGUUACUGUAUAUAAUAGGUAGCCAACGCUAUGUAUAAAAUUAUGAAAGACCGACGUUAUUUAAGA